This is a messenger RNA of Arabidopsis lyrata subsp. lyrata, 664 nucleotides long. Its product is annotated as CLAVATA3/ESR (CLE)-related protein 16. Bases 1 to 315 code for a protein of 104 amino acids. The transcript has a single exon. NCBI's taxonomy places the organism in Eukaryota, Viridiplantae, Streptophyta, Magnoliopsida, Brassicales, Brassicaceae. Gene Ontology annotation, biological process: system development. The record is from RefSeq and is a predicted model, not a curated record.
AUGGAAGCUUGUGUAGGAAACGAGCAAGACAUAAGGAGAAGAACAAGAAGAAGAAAUGGACGACCACCACCUACCACCGCCGUGUUCUUCUGGGGAAUCUUGAUCUUCGCUCAGUUUGGUUUUUCUUCAUCAGCUCUUUUUGCAACUCCUUCACUACCGAGAAAAGCUGAUCCUUUCCAUGAAAUGGCGUCGUUUCAAGCUCCCAAAGCUUCAGUGUCGUUCACGGGUCAACGUCGAGAAGAAGAAAACAGAGAUGACGUUUAUAAAGACGACAAGAGAUUAGUUCACACAGGUCCAAAUCCUCUUCACAACUGAAACACUAUUUAGCAACACGUGUCUCUUCGAGCUCCAAGAAACUGCCAUGAGAUUCUUCAAUCUCUAUAGCUACUUUAGUAUAAUUUUAUGUUUUAGUCAUAAUGAGAUGUGGAUCAUUAUCCUUAGCCUUGUAUAAUUUCUGUGAGGCUAAGAGUCAAUGAUCUUGUUUCUCUGUUGUUGUUGUAACUCUUGCUUCAAUGCCUACCAUCGAGAUCCAUGAAUUAUUGAUAAUAGUUUUGUAUUUAUUUAAUUAAAUCAGUAUGUUUUCGGAAUUUGUAAUUUUUUUAUAUACUAAUAUUGUAAGAAGGAAAAAAAUGGUUGAAGAUUCGAAUGCAUGGUUUUCUUCGAA